This is a messenger RNA of Puccinia graminis f. sp. tritici CRL 75-36-700-3, 1923 nucleotides long. RefSeq lists its product as uncharacterized. The transcript is spliced from 8 exons. Gene Ontology annotation, molecular function: metalloendopeptidase activity. Gene Ontology annotation, cellular component: endoplasmic reticulum membrane. The record is from RefSeq and is a predicted model, not a curated record. Gene Ontology annotation, biological process: CAAX-box protein processing. NCBI's taxonomy places the organism in Eukaryota, Fungi, Basidiomycota, Pucciniomycetes, Pucciniales, Pucciniaceae. Bases 157 to 1638 code for a protein of 493 amino acids.
UGAGGGUGCUGUACAAAUUGUGGCUGCGAUGACGACGACUUGAACUUCCACGUGAACAAGCCUAGAGAUAAAGACUGAAGUUGCAAGUUGAGUGUAUGUGCUACUAGUACUGCUCCCAUCCAACUAUCACCCAGCCAUCCACCAACUGAAGCAGAGAUGUUUGAAUUCUUGCAGCAGAAUACCAUCCCCUACCAGUCCAUCAUCCUUGCCCUCUCUGGUGGCGUAUUCGCAUUCGAGCAGUAUCUCAAUAUCCGUCAACUGCCCCAUCUUAAGCUCAAAGUACCCCCACCUUCUAUUGCCCCUUAUCUCGUCGCUGCCGAUGGACCCAAGACUGAGGCCGACAAGAAGGACACCCCGAAAGGAGAGGAUGGGGCGCCCACCGAGAAGCCUUCGACGCAGGAGACGUUCAUGAAAUCGCAGGCGUAUGCACUCGACAAAGUCAAGUUUUCGAUGAUCGCCGGCGUCAUCGACCAAGUUGAAACCUGGGCACUACUCUCCCCAUUUGUGGCGGUAUACUUCGGAUCAGAUGGUGCCAAGCCGGCCAGUGGGAUCGCCAGUCUGUGGCAUCUGGCCAUCGACCUCUGCCAACGAUGGUCCCGUCUUGCCCCGGCUUUCCUCAACAUCGGCACCGGAGAGAUCGCUACCUCCCUGUUCUUCGUCAGUCUGCUCUCGCUCACCGGAAUGAUCACCUCCAUCCCUUCAAGCCUCUACAAGACCUUCGUCUUGGAAGAGAAACACGGCUUCAACAAACAGACCCUUGGCCUCUGGAUCACCGAUUACAUCAAGACUACCAUCUUAUCUGCCGUCUUCGGCUUGCCCCUCAUUGCGGCCUUUCUCUGGAUCGUUCGAUGGGCUGGCGAAGCCUUCGUACAAUAUGUAAUGAUGCUUGUGAUGGGUCUAGUCUUGUUCAUGUACGUUGGAUAUCCGUAUCUGAUUGCGCCGUUGUUCAAUAAGUUCCGACACUUGAGCGAGUUCCCGGAGUAUGAAGAAGUCAAGACCCGCACUGAGGCUUUGGCGAAACGGAUUAACUUCCCGCUUGGAAGACUCUGGGUCAUCGAUGGAUCCAAGAGAAGUGCUCAUUCUAAUGCGUUCUUCUUUGGCUUACCAGGGCUCACUAAACACAUCGUCCUUUAUGAUACACUGUUGAAGCAGAGUACAGCCGCAGAAGUUGAAGCCGUACUUGCCCAUGAGCUUGGCCACUGGAAGCUGAACCACACGGUCCUACUGCUGGGCUCGUCGCAGAUCCAGAUUGGCUUGAGUCUAUCGACGUUCCGGUUCUUCAUCUGGAAUGCGGCGCUAUUCUACUCCUUCGGGGUCCCGGCGCUGGCCGGAGGGGCGGACAAGUACCCGCUGAUCAUCGGCUUCAUCCUUGCCCAGAGCUUGUUCACCCCCUUGAACUCGCUCCUCUCCUUCACCUCCAACGCCCUCAGUCGCAAGCUCGAGUUCCAGGCCGACCAGUUCGCCGCCGACCUUGGUGGCGAUUACGCUAAAGACCUCAAAUGGGCGCUUGUCCGUAUCAGCGCUGAGAAUAAAGCUACUACCAGCUGUGAUUGGCUUUACUCUGCUUUCCAUCAUUCACAUCCUACCCUACCUGAAAGACUUGGCAGAUUAAGCACACUCACAAAUAAGAAGAAGUAACAGCUGUCAUGUGACUUAGCUCGAUUGAGCAAAUCAAUCCAACCAAAAAAUAGACAGCACUAUGUAGUGGCAAUCUAUACCCCGCAGCUCACCAAAUCGUAAAUUUUGUCGGCCUUUCUUACCCCCUUUUUUACUACUAUUUGGCCUGUUUUUUUUUCUCAUUUCCAUGUGUGUUAGUGCUUCCAUCCAUCAUAGAGCGGUUUGUUUCCACUUUACAUACUUCUGUUUCCCAUUAAAUUCUCCGCUUCAAAAAGAAAAAGAAAGAAACUUGUUUUUGUUGAUGAG